Molecule: messenger RNA, 1197 nt
Organism: Herpailurus yagouaroundi (jaguarundi)
Lineage: Eukaryota; Metazoa; Chordata; Mammalia; Carnivora; Felidae
Gene: RTBDN
Product: retbindin
Exons: 6
Coding region: 296-988 (230 amino acids)
Cellular component (GO): external side of plasma membrane
Molecular function (GO): riboflavin binding; riboflavin transmembrane transporter activity; signaling receptor activity
Source: RefSeq, a predicted model, not a curated record
UGCCUUUGCCCGAGUUAUUUCAAUGUUUUUCUGUUUGUCGGCAUGUUUGUUUGCCAUGUCGCUGAGUCUGUUUCUCAAACUUCUCUGUCGAAGGCCCAGACUCCGCUUUUGUCACCCCUUCUAAAGCUGGCUUCGUGGGAGCUCUCCGUGGUGCUGAUCUCAUGCGCUCCUGUCCACGGUGCUGAAUUCCGAGGGCAGCGUUGGGAGCUGAGGUCAGGGGAGGGAAAGGAUUGGCGAAAGGCAUAGCCCAAAGCCUGGACAUAUCUGACACACGAGCACCCUGGCCUACCCAAAAAUGGACAAGGGGAAGGUGGACAUGGCCUGCAGGGGCCACACUCGACCCAGGGGCCUGCCCUGGGCCCUAAGACUGACCCUGGUGUGGAUCCUGCUGGGGUCCUGUGGAGGGAGCCGCCCACUCCCAGCUCUGUCCCGGAGACACCAUAGGCUGGCGACCGAUUUCGGCACAGUCCAGCUGCACCUUGCGGAGAUGGACACGCCAGAGGCAUCGGACCCUGGGGCGGUCCCAGAACGCUGUGGGGAGCCGAGCCCUGGGUGCGAAUCCUUCCUGGGACAUCUCCAAGCUGCCCUCCAGAGUCGCUUCCGCCUGCUGUUACUGGGGAUACGCCAGGCGCAGCCGCUCUGUUCUGAGUUCUGCGAUGUCUGGUUUGCCACCUGCGAAAGCGAUAUUACCUGCGGCCCAACUUGGCUUCCGUUCCCAGAAAAGAGGGGCUGUGAGCCUGGCUGCGCUACCUAUGAGCAGACCUUUGCCGAUGGGGCAGACCUUUGCCGCUCGGUCCUGGGCUACGUGCUGCCGGUAGCAGCUCCUGGCGCGGAUCACUGCCUCAACAUUUCCAUCUCGGUACUGCCGGGUCGCAGACACGAACGGAGGGCCCGGGAAAUCAGUUUCCCGCGGUCCCGCCGCUCCCGCACCUGGAUCCUGGAUGCUGCGGGCAGCGGGAGUGGUAGUGGAAGCGGCAGCGGCCCCUAGGGGGCGCUGGGCCUUGGAUGGAAGAUGCGUCCCUUCCCCCCACCCGGCCCAAGACACCCAGAGCCCACCCCUCUCCCUCUCCGUUUUUCUAGCUUCCAAAGUCCUGUCCCUCCUUCUGGAGUCCCAGAGACUAGCCCUUCUCCAGGUUAUUAGAGAAAUAGCCCAACUCUAGCUCAUUUUCCCCUCUUCCCCCACUGAAUAAAGUUGCC